AUGUCCAACAUCCAAGUAGUUGUACGUUGUCGUUCCCGGAAUCAAAGAGAGGUCGACGCGAGGUCACCUAUAGUUGUAGAAAUUCCCAAUGACAGAUGUUCCAUUGAUGAUCCAUACAUUACCGUCAACUAUAAUCAUAUCACCACUACAAAUACAAAUACAUCUUCUUCAACUGGCUCAUCAUCACCCUUACUUUCAAAUCAAAGAACAUAUAAAGUAGACCAAGUUUAUGGAUCUCAGGCUGAUCAAUCACUAGUGUUUAAGAACGUAGCUCUUCCGCUUUUCAAUGAGUUCUUCAAUGGGUUUAAUGUCACAAUAUUAGCAUAUGGACAAACAGGAACCGGUAAGACAUUUACCAUGUGUGGUAACGAACCAGAUAUAGACAAGCUUGAAGAAUGCGAUGAAAACAUUGGGAUUAUUCCUCGUGUGUUGCAUGAAUUGUUUAGCAAAUUGAAGGACUCUGAUUGUGAUUAUGUCGUUAAAUGUUCGUACUUGGAAUUGUACAAUGAAGACUUGAAAGAUUUGUUGCAAGAAGAUGCUCGUCCUUUGAAGAUAUAUGAACAGAAUGGGAAACUGGGAAAGUCAAUAAAGAUUCAGAAUUUGUGCGAGCGGCAAAUAACGGAUUACAAACAAGGUUUCAAAUAUUUAAAAAUGGGAUUAGACAAACGGAAAACAGCAGCUACCAAACUAAAUGAUGUUUCUUCAAGAUCACACACUAUAUUUACCAUCAAUUUAUAUAAAAACCACGGAGAACAAGAUUUAUCUGGUGAUUCCCGUUAUCAUAUAGCUAAGAUGAACUUGGUUGAUCUCGCUGGCUCUGAGAAUGUUAAUCGUUCAGGAUCAAUAGUUAAAGAAACUGGAUCUAUAAACCAGUCCUUAUUGACAUUAGGCAGGGUUAUCAACACGCUUUCUGAACAAAAACCUAACCAACAUAUACCGUACCGUGAAUCCAAAUUAACAAGAUUAUUACAAGAUUCCAUAGGCGGGAAUACAAAGACAACAUUAAUUGCUACCAUUUCUCCUGCUAAAGUAAACAUUGAUGAGACUUGUUCAACGUUAGAUUAUGCCAGCAAGGCAAAAAAUAUCAAGAAUAUACCCCAAAUUGGUCACGAAUCCGAUUCAAUAAUGAAGAAAACAUUGGUGAAGAAUUUGUCUGUGGAGAUUGUGAGGUUAAAUUCAGAUUUGGUGGCUACCAGAAGUAAGAAUGGGAUAUACCUUGAUCCCGAAAAUUAUCAGGAUUUAGUACAAGAAAAUGAAUCAUUGAAGACAUCAUUAAAAGAAUCGCAAUUAGCAAAUGAACUGAUACGAUUUAAGUUACAAGAAGUUAAGGAGUCAAGCAAGGUAGAAAUCGACAAAAUAAAAUCAAGAAUGAAUAAGUUGGAUGGUAAAAAUAAACAACUACUGACUGACAACCAUGCUUUACUAAGUGAAACCCAAAAGAUGCUGAUUGAAAAUGAACAAUUGCGACAGAAAUUGAAUCGAGUUUCGGUACAGAUGACUCAUUCUUCCGACAAACUAUCCAAAGUUCUUUUUGAGAAUCUCAACAGUUCAAUUACUACAAUUAAAGACACGAUUACUAAAGAUAGCCAGAAACACAAUAUAGACGAUUUAAUCCAGGCCCAACUUCAAUUAACUUCCCAACUCGAAAAAUAUAAUCAUGAUAUCGAUCUCAAAGUCAAAGCUUCAAAUGAUAAAGUUCGCUCACUUGUUAAUGACGGUUUACUGAAUAUCCUUGAUAAUUAUAGACUAUUAUCAGACAAGAUACUGACUAACCAACGAGAGUAUAUAAUUUCCCUACAACAACAAAUUUCUCAAUUGAAACAAUCAAAUGAACAACUUGCAACUUAUUUGAGUACCGAUAGAUUGGCAUUAUUAAGUAAUAACUUAUCUGAACAAAUUACUGGGAUAACAGAGCUGGUCUUUACUGAAUUCAAGAAUACCAUUAUAAAAUCUAUUGAUGAUAACAAGAACAAGCUUUGUAAUAGUCAACUACAGGCAGUACGUGGAAAUGUCGAUAAAGAGAGUCAAAUUUUGCAACAACACAUGAUGUCAUGGCGACAGGAAUUAAGCAAUAUUUUCCCUCUGAUUGAAAAAGAAGUUGGUGCCCAUGAUCAAAAUGUUCAGUCUUCUAUGAAGAGUGCUGCAAAUUUUGGUAAACAGGGUCAAGAAAGGAUUAACGAAUUAUUACAUGAGAGCAACACUUUUUCAUUAUCUGAUAUACCACAACCUGAUAUUACCAAAUUAGAGACGAUAUCCAAGAACUUAUCCACUGAUCAUGAUAAGCUUGUCGAAGAUUUAACUCAUGUGAAGAAUAACCUUGGUGAGAUUGAAUUAUUUGAUGCCAAGAAUGCAUUCAAGAUAUCUCCAAUUAAAAUAGCACAAUCAACAGCAUCUCCAGAUAAAAAGCAGCUGACUCCAUCACGUCGUUCCCCACCAGCACAAGUAUCAAGGAUUGCACGUGCUUCGACUAUAGUGGGUAGUGUUCGGAAUAGAGAUGAUACUAAAAUACCAAAGUUAAAUCGAAGUAAAUCAUUUGAUGAUAAGGAGAACCGUAAUGUCAAGAGAAGAAAGAUUUUGCAAUUGAUCGAUAAUCAAUAGAAGGAUUGUACUUUCCUAUAUUAAUAGCUUGUUUUUUGUUUUGUUUUGUUUUGUUUUGUUUUGUUUUGUUUUGUUUUGUUCCAGUGGGGUGUGUAUAUUCAACUGCUGUAUUAAUAAUAGAUUGGGUUAGUCUGUUUAUAGUUGUACAAUUAAUAGAUCUUUAAUUAGGUA
This is a messenger RNA of Spathaspora passalidarum NRRL Y-27907, 2769 nucleotides long. RefSeq names its product Kip1p (gene KIP1). The record is from RefSeq and is a predicted model, not a curated record. The coding region runs from base 1 to 2598 and encodes 865 amino acids. Gene Ontology annotation, molecular function: microtubule binding; plus-end-directed microtubule motor activity; ATP binding. Gene Ontology annotation, biological process: microtubule-based movement; mitotic spindle assembly. Gene Ontology annotation, cellular component: spindle microtubule; nucleus. The transcript has a single exon. NCBI's taxonomy places the organism in Eukaryota, Fungi, Ascomycota, Pichiomycetes, Serinales, Debaryomycetaceae.